Molecule: messenger RNA, 4059 nt
Organism: Saccoglossus kowalevskii
Lineage: Eukaryota; Metazoa; Hemichordata; Enteropneusta; Harrimaniidae
Product: myosin-IIIb-like
Biological process (GO): regulation of actin filament length; peptidyl-serine phosphorylation
Cellular component (GO): myosin complex
Molecular function (GO): protein serine/threonine kinase activity; ATP binding; microfilament motor activity
Source: RefSeq, a predicted model, not a curated record
CAGCUGGUGAUACAUAUACGUGGUUUUGACGAAUAUUUGCAUCGCGAUUACAGUUCUGCCCGUGACGCGACGUACCUACAAACUUGAAGUUGAACUUGACAGCGAAUGACAACUUAAAGUGAGACUUCUAUUUGCGUUGUUUCCUAUUACGUUCGCGGUUCGUCGAUACUAUAUUAUCCUAUCGAUGUAGGCUAUUUUAUGUGUACAGUCGUGACUACAAGUCUGUAGAUAAAGAGAUAUCCACUAUCUUGUCGUGACGUGCUGUAAUUAUUUGCAGUGUUGCUAGUUGUGUCGUCACCUUGUUUGAUCAGCUUGAAUACUAGAACCAAAAUGAAGCUUGUAGACAUAUGUAACGGGUUGGAAGACCCCACAGAUAAGUGGGAGUUAAUAGACUCAAUUGGAGAGGGAACUUACGGGGAAGUCUUCACAGCAAAAAAUAAAGAAACAGAAGAAUUGACAGCCGCUAAAAUAAUGGAUGCCAGUGCAGACACUGAGGAGGAAAUUGAAGCAGAAUAUGGUAUUUUCAAGAAUCACUGUGUGCAUCCUAAUUUACCUAAGUUUUAUGGUGCUUAUUACAAAAAAACGCCAAGCGGACAGACCGACCAGAUAUGGCUGGUGAUGGAGUUCUGUCACGGUGGCGCUGUCACUGACCUUAUUAAGGGAAUGCUGAAACGAGACGAGAGGAUGGAUGAACGACUCAUUGCAUACAUCAUCAAAGAAACUUUAACAGCAAUCAAAUAUUUACAUGACAAUCGUGUGAUACAUCGAGACAUCAAAGGUCACAAUGUCUUGAUGACAGCGGAUGCACAAAUAAAACUAAUUGAUUUUGGUGUAUCAGCACAACUUCGUAGAACAAUGAUGAGACGAAACACAUCUGUUGGUACGCCAUUUUGGAUGGCGCCAGAAGUCAUUGCUUGUGAACAACAGAUAGAUUACACGUACGAUAACCGAUGCGAUAUAUGGUCACUUGGAAUCACGGCCAUAGAACUUGGUGAUGGUGAUCCACCUCUUUCUGAACUACACCCCAUGAGGGCGCUCAUCAAAAUUCCAAGAUGUCUGGUUAAAGAUUUUGAAAAGCGACCCACAGCCCAGCGGCUUCUCAAUCACCCAUUUAUAAAGAAAGUUCCGAAAGAUACAAAUCCACUUCGGCUUCAGUUAAUUGAAAUGAUGGCUGUCCAUCAACAAUUAGGCGGUAUCCAGCAAGCACCUGAAGUUACAACAAAACGUGGUAAGCUGAAUAGACCGGCUGCAAGGAAAUCCCGAAGGACAAGAUUUCCCAUCAUGGAUGAUCUAGCUCAGCUUGAACAUCUUGAUGAAGAUGUCUUAGUAAAACAUCUGUACGAGCGAUACCAAUUUGGACAGGUUUACACAUAUGUUGGAGAUAUCAUGAUUGCUGUAAAUCCAUUUACGCAACUCAAUAUAUAUGAUGACAGGCAUUCAUUGCGGUACAAUCACGCUGACAAAGGGGACAAUCCUCCUCAUAUAUUUGGUGUCGCUGACUCCACUUACCAAGCCAUGCUACACUAUACCCAAGACCAGUGUCUUGUUAUCAGUGGUGAGUCCGGUGCUGGAAAGACUGAGAGUGCUAACUUAUUGGUAACACAACUUACCAAGCUUGGGAAGGCAUUAAAUAGAAGUCUAGAAGAAAAAGUACUACAAGUUAAUCCACUGAUGGAAGCGUUUGGCAAUGCCAGGACUGUCAUCAAUGACAACUCCAGUCGAUUUGGCAAAUAUUUAGAGUUGAAAUUUACCCCUAUGGGUCAUGUGAUCGGAGCCGAGAUCUCUCAGUAUCUGCUGGAAAAGUCCAGAGUCAUUUUCCAAGCCAAGGGUGAAAGAAACUUCCAUAUAUUUUACUAUGUAUUAGCCGGAUUAUCAAGCGAUGAUGACAAUGCCAAUGUAUAUCACUUCAAAAAUAAGACUGUGUACAGAUAUCUGAAAGGAGGUGGCAACUUGACCUACAAGGAUGUUGCUAAUAUGUCAAUCAAUAAGGUCAAGUUCAAGGUCAUUAAUAAGUGCCUGGAGACCAUUGGCUUUACAUCAGAGGAAAUUCAUCAGAUGUAUUGCCUCUUAUCAGGAAUUCUUCACAUCGGUGAGGUGACUUUUGAAAGUUUAGAAAUGAAACAUAUGUCAGAUACCAGUAAAAUUGCAGAUUCUAAAAGAACGAAACGAGUUGCUGAGCUGCUUUUGGUAGAGGAGCAAGAACUGAAAGAAGCAUUAACAACCAACAGUGUGGUAACUAGGGGAGAGACGAUAGUAAGGAGUAAUACUGUCCAACAAGCAGAGGAUGUACGAGAUGCCAUGUCAAAAGCCAUCUAUGGACGGCUUUUUAACUGGAUCGUAAAUCGUAUCAAUGUUCUGCUGAAACCUUCACAGGACUCCAGUGAUGGAGCACGCCAGAUUGGUAUUCUGGAUAUCUUUGGUUUUGAGAAUUUCCGAGUGAAUUCAUUUGAGCAGUUGUGCAUCAACAUUGCCAAUGAACAGAUUCAGUAUUAUUUUAACCAACAUAUCUUUGCAUGGGAGCAGCAAGAGUACAUAAGUGAAGGUAUUGACGCUGAUAUGAUCACCUACGAAGACAAUCGGCCAUUGUUAGACAUGUUUCUCCAAAAACCGAUGGGAAUGUUGUCACUUCUAGACGAAGAGAGUCGUUUUCCAGAGGCUACUGAGCAGACUUUAGUGGACAAGUUUUACAAAAAUCUGAGCAAAAAGUAUUACUGGAAGCCCCUACAGCAUGGACUUUCAUUUGGAAUAUACCAUUAUGCUGGAAAGGUUGAGUACAUUGCAAGUCGUUUCUUAGAAAAGAAUCGAGAUACACUGGCACCUGACAUAGUUCUUUUAUUGCGAUCUUCUGAAAUGCCACUUGUGAGAACGUUAUUUGAGAGACAGUUGACGCGAACAGGUAAUCUUGCCGAUGCUAGAGGAUUGGACGAGAUGAAAUUACAGCCUGUUGGCAGAGUCGUGAAACAAAAACCAAUGCAACAGUACCAAAAGGGUCGAAGUAGUUUUUUGCUGAAUGGAAACGAAGACAUUCCAGGUCUGACGCAGAAUAGAAAUAAAAUGACGGUAGCGUCAUAUUUUAGAUAUUCCCUAAUGGAGCUGUUAUCCAAAAUGGUUUCCGGAACGCCUCACUUUGUACGUUGCAUCAAGCCAAAUGAUCAGAAGACGCCGGGACAGUUUGAUCGUGAUAAAGUCAUGAUACAGCUGAGAUACACAGGAGUUCUUGAAACGACAAGAAUUCGACGACAGGGAUAUUCACACCGGAUAACGUUUUCUGACUUUGUACACAGGUACAAAGUGCUUUCAUUUAACAUGAAUGAAGACGUGGAGGAGACGGCCGAAAUGUGUGAGAGAAUAAUCAAAACAUGUGGCAUGACGAACUGGUUAAUGGGUCGAACCAAGGUGUUUUUAAAGUACUACCAUGUAGACAAGCUGGACAAGGAAUUGGAAAAGUACCACAAGAUGGCUAUCCGAGCACAGGCAGUGAUGAGAGGGUGGAUUGCUAAGAUAAAAUACAAAAGACUAAUUGCAAGAAGAUGGAAAAGUGCAAUUCUACUUCAAAAAUGUGUAAAAGGUUGGAUGGCGAGAAUACGGUAUAGACGAAUCACUGCACGCAGAUGGAUGGCCGCUUAUAAAAUACAACAGGCAUUUAGACGUCAGUUAGCGAUGAAAAGGUAUGCUGAGGAACUGUCAAGGAACAACAAGGCAGCUAUUACAAUUCAGCGGAUAUAUCGAGGAUACAUCGCCCGGUAUAAGUACAAACGUCUCAUGUCUACUAUCACCAUCCAAUCGUACUGGAGGGGACAUCGAGUUCGAAAAGCCAAGGAACUCAACCACAGGAUGCAGAUGAGAAAAAUAAUCAUUGCACAAGCAGCUGUGAGGGGUUUCUUAUGUCGACAGCAGUACAAAGUAAUCAAAGCACGACAUGAUAGUAAGAAAUGGGACUCGUCCAUCCUACUGCAGCGCUGGUUCCGAAUGUGGAAGAAACGAUCGCUGUAUCAGCAAAUACAGCUAUACAGGUCGCAGCAAGAAACACGCUUGAUUUUCUUCUUACAGCAGGUAUAG